This is a messenger RNA of Neodiprion virginianus, 1218 nucleotides long. RefSeq lists its product as uncharacterized. Lineage: Eukaryota; Metazoa; Arthropoda; Insecta; Hymenoptera; Diprionidae. The record is from RefSeq and is a predicted model, not a curated record. Bases 1 to 1218 code for a protein of 405 amino acids. The transcript has 3 exons.
AUGCGAGAAUCUGCAAUUAUUAAUCUUGACGAUAGAAGCGGCCCAGGGACACAUUGGGUUGCGUACAAGCAAAAUGGUGGCCAUGUUGCGUAUUCCGAUAGUUUCGGUGAUUUGAAACCGCCUCAGGAGCUGAUGAGGUAUCUCGGUGUUGGUAGCAUUGAAUACAAUCAUAAGAGGUAUCAGGAAUAUGAUACUGAUAUUGAAAAAUUUCUGCGUAAGGAGCUACACUCUGACAUCACCCUCAGUCUGAGAGCUAACGACAACGAGCUGAACGGUGAAGUUACGUGCAAUCAUGUGAACAACGAUGAAAUCCAUAUUGUUGUUCAACAUCAAGACUUGUGUCUACUGCUCAGUAAAAGCUUUUUACACAUUCAUGGAAAAAUUACAAAGGUCGAUGGUGUGAAUGCGGUGACGACUAUGAAAUUGAUCAGUAUGGCUGUUUGCCAUUUGUUUGCGGAAGUUUGCUACGAGUUGAACGGUAUGGAGAUUGAUCGAAAGAAAAAUGUUGGUAUCACCAGCGUUAUGAAGGGUCACUUAUCCCUAACUCCCGGUCAGCAAUAUAGUCUGGAGAAUACUGGUUGGUUGAGCGAUGAUGCCGAACUAACCGAUGCUUCUGAAAAUUUCGACGUUGUUCUACCGUUGAGUUGUAUGCUGGCCUUCGUCGAAGAUUAUUGUCGUGUCAUUGUCAAUGAUAAACACGAGUUGAUUCUGACACGUUCCAACACCGAUUUGAAUGCGGUGAUUCAGGCCCCGCCUAUGGAAAACUUCAAAAUUACCCUCAAUAAAAUCGAGUGGUUGCUAACCUACAUUAACCUGGCCGAUGAGCCGAAAAUCCAGCUACUCAACUACAUUGCCAAGGAUCUGGCCAUAUCCAUGAGUUUUCGUUCUUGGAAAACGUACGUGUAUCUGAUGCUCCCAUCAACGACUAGGCAUGUGUGGGCGGUUAAGACAUCGACGCACUUGGAGAAGCCGAGAUAUGUCAUUCCAGGAUUUCAAACUGCACGAAAAAACGAUCCGCAGAAAAAUGCCAGUGAAUUAGAUCAUUGUCGAAUCAGAGAUGUAAAACUCUUCCUCAACUCGCAGUGUUAUCCCCACGGGAAUAUGAAUCUUGAUACAUCCAAUAAUCAAUACGCCAUUCUCUACAACAUGUAUGUUCAAUUUCAAACGGUCUACUACAACAAAAAGGCCGAACUUUGUUAUCGAAGCAUGAAUUUAUAA